Molecule: messenger RNA, 1071 nt
Organism: Penicillium bovifimosum
Lineage: Eukaryota; Fungi; Ascomycota; Eurotiomycetes; Eurotiales; Aspergillaceae
Exons: 1
Coding region: 1-1071 (356 amino acids)
Biological process (GO): regulation of transcription by RNA polymerase II
Molecular function (GO): DNA-binding transcription activator activity, RNA polymerase II-specific
Source: RefSeq, a predicted model, not a curated record
AUGGUGUCGCCAUCAUCACCAAGAAGCAGCACAGACUCUUCACAGAUAGCUUCCCAAAUACACCACCAAUACCCACCUACAUGUCUCUCAACGCCCGAAGAAACCCUCUACCUAGAAGACCUUGAACUGAUGAUGCACUGGUGCACAACAACCUACAAAACGAUGGCAUGCGACCCCUCCGCCGAAAGAAUCUGGCAAAUCACCAUCCCCCAACUCUCCCUCCGUUACCCAUCCCUCCGCCAAGGCCUACUAGCCCUCUCAGCCCUUCACCUCGCCUCAACAAGCACCUCUUCCCUCCGCUGGCGUUACCUCGAAAUAGCCCGUGCUCACCAAGCAAACGCCCUCUCCGGCAUCCGCAUCGACAGCGAAGACGCCCCAGAAUGUCAAAGCCAAGCAACCUUCGCCCUAUGCUGCAUAAUGAUCGUCUUCCCCUUCGGCUACCGGCACAUCGACAGCGAGAACGACCCAGACUCCGACACCGAGCAGCCGGACAUGCUGGACGAGUUCUUCGAGGUCUUCCAGCUGACCCGGUGGCUGGUGAGUAUCAUGAUGCACUCAGCAGACCGUAUCACGGGCAGCGAGCUCAACCCACUCGUCGAGCGCGAGGAUCCGCCGGCGACGAUGCCGGACAUGUCGCGGCUGGUGGUUUUCUCGCUGCUGCGUCAGAAUGGAAUGGAGGCUAUGCGGGACGCGGCCCAUGAGAAGGAUAUCUAUGAUUCGGCCAUUAAACAUCUCAGUAAUGCGCUGAAGCAGCUGAUGAAGGGCGGCGAGCCGCAGGCUUUUGCUUUUUAUUGGUGUUUCCGGAUUCCAGAGGAGUUUCUCGAGCUGCUUGAGGCGCGGCGGCCGUUUGCCCUUGUUGUUCUUGCGCAUUAUGCGGUUGUCUUGCAUCGUUUGCGGGAUUCGUGGUGGAUGGGCGAUUGGGGGGCGCAGAUACUCAAGGAGAUUGGGGAUCUGCUUGAGCCGCGGUGGCAGGAGCUGAUUAGUUGGCCGAUAGAUGCCACUGGGUGUUUUCUGCCGAGGGUUGAGAUGCGAGUGCGGGGGAUACCGACGGUACCCCCUCUUGAAGCUUGA